This is a messenger RNA of Eutrema salsugineum, 2226 nucleotides long. Its product is annotated as extensin. Lineage: Eukaryota; Viridiplantae; Streptophyta; Magnoliopsida; Brassicales; Brassicaceae. The transcript has 2 exons. The record is from RefSeq and is a predicted model, not a curated record. Bases 112 to 2205 code for a protein of 697 amino acids.
UUUUCCUCUCGUCAUAGAGCUUAUUCCUACCUACAGUAUUAUAAGAAUGAACAUAUAAAUACUACUAAUAUACAUUCAACGACCAAAGAUAUAACAAGAGUUUAAAAAGAAAUGUUUAAGAAUCGUCAGUCUCGCCGGAGAUUUCGGCUCGGAAAUUUAGCUAGGCUUGUCCACUUAAGGCAAAGCGUCAGCAACCAACCGCCCGCACCACCAAAGGAUCUUCAAGAAAUUUUGUUACAAUCGCCACCACAGUCACCUCCAUUUCAGCCACCUCCGUAUCAACUUCCAUCGCCAAUGCCUUCUUCACUCCCGCCGUCUUUUUCAAAAGAUGGUGAAAAUCGCCGCUCUUCGUCACCGGAACCGAAGUUACCAGCAUUUCAACCACAACCGCGGCUGCUUUCAAAUCAAUUUUCACCGUCAAAACUUCCACUGGAACCAAAAUCAUCACCACCGUCACGUUUAUCACCAAAAACAAAGGAAGAGCCUCAACUGCAGACAACGCCUCCAUUGCCGCCACAACUGAGUGAAUCUCAGCCGCCACCUCUAACAUCAGAGCCUCCUUCACCGCUAACGCCAGAAGCAAAAAAGACACCAUCCCUUCAGUCAACGCUAAACGCUAUUGAUAAAACUCAGUUCCAAUCCCCACACCCAUCGCAAGCAUCACCAUCGUCUUUAUCAGAAAACCGUGAAUCUCAGCCGCCUUUACCACCACCAAAAUCCAACACCCCAACGUCUCCGCCGUUAAGGCUGAACGCUAAUGAAGAACCUCAGUCCCAACCGCUUCCACCAUUUCCUCCGCCGUCUAAAUUUACAGCUGAAACUCAGUUCCCAUCGCGAGCGUCACCACCAAAAACCAAAACUCUGCCGUCUCCACCGUCACAACAGUCUCCACCGCUUCCACCGUCUAAAUCAAUUGAUGAAACUCGGUUCCGAUCAUUGCUUCUGUCGCAAGCAUCGCCACCAUCAUUAUUACUGUCUAAACCUAGUGAAUCUCAACCACCUUUGCCACCACCAGAAGCUAAAACUCCACCGUCACCACCGUCAUUGUCAGAAUCCGGUGAAUUUCAACCGCCUGUACCACUACCAGAACCGAAAACUCCACCGUCAACGAACGCUGCUGAAGAAUCCCAGUCCCAACCGCCUCCAGCGCUUCUGCCAUCUGAAGCCGUCGAUGAAGCUCGGUUCCAACCAUCGCCUCCGUCAUUUUCAGAACCCGGCGAGCCUUUAACACUACGAGAAGCCAAAACUACACCGUCAACGUUAAACGCUGCUGAAGAAUCCCAGUCCCAACCGCUUCUGCCGUCUAAAGCCAUUGAUGAAACUCGGUUUCAAUCAUCGCCUCAGUCGCCGUCACUAUCAGAAUCUGGCGAAUCUCAACGGCCUUUGCCACCACCAGAUGCAAAAAUUCCACCCUCAUCCAAUGAUGAAACUGGGUUCCACUCAUCGCUUCCUUCGCCACCAUCAUUGUCGGAGUCUCGUACAUCUCAACCGCCACGAGAAGCCAAAACACCACCGUCAACGCUAGACGCUACUGAAGAUUCCCAGCUACAACCGCUUCCGCCGUCUAAAUCUAUUGAAGAAACUGGGUACCAGGCACCUCCUCCCUCGCCGCCGAUUUCGCCACCACCACCAUCAAAAUCUAUAGAUGAACCUACAUCAACACCGCCAUUGCCUGUAUCUGGCCAAAAAUCCAGAUCUCAAACAUCACCACCACCAUCAUCAUCGUUAUCGCCGAAAGCUACUGAUAAUAUCCAAUCUCAAUCACUUAUGCCGCCACCAUCUCCAACGGCUCUGACGUCACAAUCACAGCUUCCGCCUCCUCCGAACUCCCAAAUUAAACCUAACCCAAUCGAAUCUCAUUCUCCGAAACCCACAAACACCGAAUCUCAUAAUUCACAACAUCAUAACAAAGAUCAAAAUCACAUUCCAGAAAAACCGGACGCCAAGCUCAUGGAGAUUCCGGGUGAGAAUGACGAUCCGAAAGAGGAAAUCACGGGGAGAGUUAAGCAACACAGGGGAAGCGCGAUUUGGUCAGACAUUAAUAAUUCAGUGCCGAUGAUGACGACGAUGAUGUUCAUUAACAGUAAUGUCCAAGGGAUUAACGCUUCUCUCUCGCUCGAUUCAUCUUCCAUCGAUCAUGAGCCAGGCGUCCACUUGACCAUCGAUUAUGAUCAAACUUGUGAUUUUUCUUCAGCGCUGUUUUAAUAAAAUCUUGGGAAAACUCUG